Amoebophrya sp. A120 is the source of this 4465-nucleotide messenger RNA. NCBI's taxonomy places the organism in Eukaryota, Dinophyceae, Syndiniales, Amoebophryaceae. The record is from the annotation of a GenBank genome assembly.
AGCACCACCAGGUCAGUUCAGGUUUUCUAUGAGCAUGAAGACUUUGCGAUUUCGUUCUUGGCUUGUUAAGAAAAAGCCCCAUUAUGUUUAUGCGACCUCGUUAAGGUUAUUACCAGUCCUGUCCAUGGAUGUGCUGUAGUUGCAAUAAAUGCGAACUCGACGAUAAAGGUACGAAUUUGCAGUGAACAUCACGCCUGAGAAUUGUACGACAGAACAUCAUUUCUAAAGCCAACACCUCCUCCUAGCCAACAUGCCGGGCAAGAACACCGUCGACCGCAAGAAGAAGCGGGAGAACGUCCGCCAUUUCCGGGUGGUGCAGAAACCCAUUCUGGAUGACAACGACGAGCAGAAGAAUUACCUCGAGCCGUACCUCCCGAUCAACGUGCGGAAAAACAAAAAACUAGACGAAGAAGAGGAGGAAAAACUUUUGUACAAGCCAAUCAAAGGAGUCGAUCUCGAUGCGAAAAAGAUUUUCGGUCUGGAGCAAGAGGACUGCUCCGAGGAGGAAAACGAGGAUGACGAACAACACCAGCCGAAAAACAAGCGGCUGAAUCAGGUUUUCAACAGCAAAACCGAAGGCUACAUCCGCGGCGCAGACUACGAUUCCGAUGAGGAAUUGCUAAAUGAGGAAGUUGCGGAGGAGGAAACCUACUUUCCCAACGAUGGGUACGACUACAACCAGCACUUGCGGGUCAUGGACGAGCGGUUCGUGCAGAAGGCGGAGCAGCCGGUGACCACCCGCGCGGAGAAAAUCGCGAGCAAGGUGAGUGCCAAUUUGCCGGUGCAGUUGGUGCAGACCAUGGAGGGCAUGAAGGCGCCCAUCGAAGAGGUGAAGCAGAAGUUGCAAAAGUCGGACAAGAUCGACAUUAUGGAAUUGCGAGACGCCGAUACCGGCGAAACCGCGGGGACUGUCCAGGAACUGACAAAGCCCGUGACGUUUCGGGACGAAUUCGAUUCGAGGGUUGCCGCGGCGGAAGAGGUAUAGAAGAUACAUGAGAUACAACAUCUGAAAUCAGUUUUGAUUUUUCGCUUUGUCCACUUUCACUUUCUCCUUUACCUUUUUGGAGCGCCAGCAUAACCAAGACAAUAUUGAAGGUCCUCGUAAUUGCCAUGAGCAGAAAUAAUUAUCGUGACGUUCUGUAUCUGUUCCCAAACGACGUAUCCUCAGCUUCCCGCCGACGUCCUAGAGGCUCUGGAGAUGGACUACGAGGAAAUUCUAUCAAAUGUAAAAAUGUCUGGGUCUGGAAGAAUGCAAGAUUUGUCAUGCAUAUUUUUCAUCACCCAUGAUGCCUGUAAUGCUUGGCCUAGCAUCGCAGACUUUUAGAGGGUUUCCUGAUGCACCUUCCGCAUGAGAAAUGCCCUGUCCGUGUAGCAAAAUCUGUGCCCCUCUUGCUGGUCAUGCUAUACAAAACUUUUUUAGAGUCCAAAAACAGCAUGACAAGUUGCAAUCUUCCAGACCCAGACAUUUUUGCAGUUCAUAAAUUCCCGAAGAAGCCGAGGGAGACGCUUUCCAGGAGUGGGACGACUUUUUCCACGUGGCCGGCGGCGUGGAGGACAAGCUGACCCAGCUGUGGGGCCAGGAGGGCGCGGAAUUCGCGAAAAUGGAGCGCGUGCGUCGGGGGGUCGGGAUUUUGAAUCUGCGUGCGGGGGAAAGUUUGUUCGGAAAUACUAACAAAACGAGUUGUGCUGACGGCGAGCAGUCCGACGAGGAGGAGUCGGAUAAUUCUGACGAAGACGACUCCGACUCCGACGGAACUUCCGAUGAAGCCGACCAGGACGAAGAUGCAGAAGAAGACCUCGACCCGGAACUUGCGAAGCUCUACGCCGACGUGGACAAGCUGGAUGACCAGCGACUCACGGCGAAGGAAACGCUGACAGAAUUCCGCUUGCGGCAGAUGCUCGAGGAGGGCUACGACGACACGAAUCUCGGCGAAUUGGACCCGGAGGAGGUGUAUGCACUGCAAAAAUGUCUGGGUCUGGAAGGUUGAUGGAACUUAUCAUGCUAAAUCUGAAGCAUACAAACAUCUGUGUUGCAUGAUUCCCAAACGCUGCCCAAUUUUGAUCAAGUUGAGAGGCAGUUUCUCAUGCAGGACAGGCAUGAUAGGGAUCUCACGGAAUCUCAUGCUAGGUCCUCCAUUACAGAUCAUAUGGGUCAUGGAAAGCCUGCAUGACAAGUCUAGCAUCUCACGGAAUCUGUCAUGCUAGGUCCUCCAUUACAGAUCAUAUGGGUCAUGGAAAACCUGCAUGACAAGUCUAGCAAAGUUCCAGACCCAGACAUACUUGCAUUUGAUAAGGUGAAUGGGGAGAAGGAGAUGGAGGAAUUCGACGACAUUUUGGAUGAGUAUUUGGAGGAAAAUAUCCUGAGUAAAAACGUACCCACACCAUAGUCAAGAUGGGGAAUCGGCUAGACAAAUCCACAAGCUUUGGCUGUUUUGCAUGACAAAUUUGGAUUCGUAGUGUGAUCCUGUUUCGCUAGCUCAGAAGCAUUACAGAUCUAGCCUACCAUACUGAUUCUAGCAUCACAAAUUCCAAAACACGAAUAGAAAAUGCUUCUCAUAGGGCUCCGCAUGAGAAACUUUUUUGGCAUGCAGAAUUGCGUGACAACUCUGGGGUGGGUACGUUUUUACAUAGGAUAGAAAAAGCGACCGUGAAGCGGUUCUGGCAGCAGGAGAUGCUGACGCUAAACCCCGGGAAGAAAAACAACUCCGCCAACAACCAAUUUAGGGCCAUGGUGGCCGGCACGAGCGACGACUGCUGUAUAAGAACUACUGGUGCUGGUGUUCACGAUGUUCUUGAUGAAAUAGACCCAGCAGGAGCCGAAGUAGACCAGAUGAACCUAGUUCCUGCUGUAUUGUGAGGAAAAAUGUCCCCACCCCAUAGUCGAGAUGGGAAGUCUGCAACACAAACCCGGAAGUUUUGGGAGUCACGCAUGACAAGUUGCCCUCUGUAUUGUAGUGCAGUUUCGCAAGGACAUCCGCAUCACAAAGCCAGCUUCUCAUCCUAUUUGCAGCAUCACAAAUUCCAAAACACGACUGGAAAUGGCUCUCAUGGGGAUGCGCAUUACAAGUCUUCCUGUCUUCGCAUAUCUGCAUUACAACUCUGGGGUGGGGACGUUUUUACUCAGGAUAUGCUGCGCCGGGCGGGAAGUUUGACAUUGACCAAAGCACCGGCCGUAUCCUCUGCAAAAGUAUCGUACUCGUACUAAUUGCGUUUAUGCAUUACAAAUUUUUUCGUGAAGGCAAAUCCGCAUUACAAAUCCAAUUUGUAAUCCUAAGUGACUUUGUAAUGCAAUUUAUACUAGUACGAUAGGAUACUUUUGCAGUUCAUAGGCCGACGGGUGAUCAUGAAGGAGCAGUUUUCGCUAGAAGACCCAUUGGAGAAAGGCUUCCGAGAUUCGAAGAAAUCCAAGCGCAUGAAAACGGUGGAGGGGAAGACCAGGCUCGGGCCAGGAUUAUUGGACUGUGUAGAGGACUAUGAGGAAGCUGGGAGGGUAAGUAAAACUGAUGUGGUCGUUGUUGAGCAGGAGGACAAAAACGCAGCAUCUGCUUCGUCUGACACCGAAGAGGCUGAUGUUCCUGCGACGGAACAUAGGCCAGACGCGUUGACAGAGAACCAAGGCCAAGAACACGAUCACCAGUGCUCCUUCUACGAGAAGCCGACAAAGGACAUUAUUCUCGCGCGGGUAGAGAAGAUGGCGAUGGAGGAAAAGGACGAGCCCGAGACGGAGGACGAAACAAACAAAAAAGUUCUCAAGCUUCUCGGGUACAAGGAAAAAACCGGUGUGGAAUUCGAUUGCGAAACGAUUUUAUCCACGCGGUCAAACCUCUCCAACCACCCGGGGAAAAUUCUGGUUCAGUCGAGUAAGGCGAAAAAGAAACAGGCGAAAAAGAACGGGUUGCUGAGUGCAAGUGGGGCGGGUGGAGGUGGUGGUUCUCUUUUGGGCGACAUUGCUGAGGAGGACGAGGAACAGACGACAGAUGAUGAGGAGGACGAGGACUCAGACGCGGAUAGCAACGCAGGAGACAACUCGUCCGAUGCAGAGGAGGACGAGGAAUUGCAGAUUGUGGAGAUUCCCGACAGAAAGAAAGGCGAGACGAAGGAGGAGAAGAAAGCGAGAAAACAAGCCGUGAAGCAAGCGCGGAAAUUGUGUCGACAAACGAAAAAGGAAAACACGGCUCUGUUUGCGCAGGAGGCGGCGAAACGGAAAAGAGAGAAAAAAACUGCGACAACCGGAGAUGUGCGCCAGGGAGCGAGGGUCUUUGCGAUUUAAGAAGGCUCUUCUUCGGAGAAGUAUGAUUCGGGCGAAUAUAGUGCCUCUGCUCUUCUCCGAGUCCAUCGUGAAUACGCGCUUUCUUGUUGCUUGUCCGACAGUUAUAAUGCGAGCGGUUCAUCUGACAUUGACGCACUGAAAAUGCAAGAGUAUCUCUCAGUAGUACAGGAGCGCACAUGUGCGCGUUUUUGUUGC